CUGAUAUUUCUCAGUCGGCAUAAAGAAGAAGUUCUCAGGACGCGAAUCAGUCAUGGAGACAGGAAGCCGACUUGCUGCACUGUCGUUACUGCUCUUCCUGAUGUCUUCCUGUGUUUGUAUCAGCCCUGAACAGAUUGAACCUCUGCUGUAUGACGAGCAGCUGUUGUGGGUGAGCGGAGUCAUGGGGGAGGUGGACACCUACAGGAUCCCCCUGCUCACCUUCACCCCAAAGGGAAGCCUGCUGGCUUUCACAGAGGCCAGGAAGUCAUCAUCAGGCGACAUGGGAGCCAAGUUCAUCGCAAUGCGGCGGUCCAUGGACAAAGGAGCCACCUGGUACCCGACCUCCUUCAUAGUCGAUGAUGGAGAGAAGCCGGAUGGCCUGAACCUGGGCUCCGUGGUGGUGGACGAGGAAGUGGGCUCUGUGAUUCUGGUCUACGACAUCUGCUUCUACCACCGUAAAUGCAACCCGUCCAGCACCAUGAUGGUGGAGAGCUGGGACGACGGCCUCAGCUGGAGUCAGCCCAGAAACCUGUCGGUCCAGCUCGGAGUGAAGAGCUUUAUUCCCGGGCCGGGCUUCGGCAUCCAGAAGCGCUACAACCCAGCUAAGGGGAGGUUGGUGGUGUGUGGUCAUGGGACAUUGGCGGCAAACGGAGUUUUCUGCAUCCUGAGUGACGACCACGGACAGAACUGGUACAACGGCGGCGUGCUGAAAAGCAUCCCUUACAACCAGCAGAAGAGGGCACAGGACUUUGACCCCGACGAGUGCCAGCCGGUGGAGAUGACGGACGGCAGCAUCGUCAUCAACGUGCGGAACCAGAACAGCUACCACUGUAGGUGUCGCAUAGUGGUACGCAGCCUUGACGGCGGAUUGACCCUGCCCGUUGAAAAUACGUUCUUUGACUACGAGCUUGUGGAUUCUGCAGUAUCAGCCGGAGCUCUGGUGAAAGAGGGAGUGCUCUACUUCACCAACCCCUCCAAUGAGCACAGCAGAGUUAACAUGACCUUACGCUGGUCGCUGACUGAUGGUAACUCUUGGGUGAAAAAAGCUGCGCAGAUAUGGGCGGGUCCCAGCGGCUACUCCUGCAUGACAUCACUGAACAGCGGCUCUCCGGAGGACCGGAAGUUCAUCUUUGUCAUCUACGAGAAGGGCCACAAGAACUAUUGUGAGACCGUCUCGUUCGCUAAGAUCCACCUGUAUGGUGGCCGGUAGAGCAUGUGGAAGGAAGAUUCCAGAUAUGUUGGAGCGAAAGGGAAACGGGAAGCUGUUCUUUACUCCAUGAAAUUCUCAGGAAGAAAAAACUCAUGAUAUUUAGAGUGGGACAAUGGAAAGCUCAGAACAACGAAUGAAGAGUUGUGUUGGGGCUGUGGUGAUCUUAAUACAAUUUUAAUAAUAAUAAUACAUUUUAUUUAUAUGGCACUUUACAAACAUUAAAAUCACCAUAAAAAAGCUAAACACU
Messenger RNA from Anarrhichthys ocellatus (wolf-eel), 1457 nucleotides. RefSeq names its product sialidase-1-like. The record is from RefSeq and is a predicted model, not a curated record. Gene Ontology annotation, cellular component: cytoplasm; membrane; intracellular membrane-bounded organelle. The transcript has 7 exons. Gene Ontology annotation, molecular function: exo-alpha-sialidase activity. Gene Ontology annotation, biological process: ganglioside catabolic process; oligosaccharide catabolic process. NCBI's taxonomy places the organism in Eukaryota, Metazoa, Chordata, Actinopteri, Perciformes, Anarhichadidae. The coding region runs from base 53 to 1210 and encodes 385 amino acids.